Molecule: messenger RNA, 227 nt
Organism: Symbiodinium necroappetens
Lineage: Eukaryota; Dinophyceae; Suessiales; Symbiodiniaceae
Source: the annotation of a GenBank genome assembly
AUGCCGCCCGCUUGCCGGCGCCCUACUAGAAGAGCGAAGGUGCGGUCGCACGACGAAUGCUCCAGUGAUGCGUUCAGCGACUACUACAGCGAGGAUGAGUACUCCGAUACCUGCGUCCGGGAGAGAAGCUGUGCCAGCAGCAGGACUUUCAGCGUGGGCCGCGAUCUGAGCCGCUCGGCCGAGACCCGAAUUCGGUCGCGCUCCGGCCGCAAUCGGAAUGUGCCAAG